AUGGAUGGACAUAUCGUUGACGUGCAUGCACAUUUGUAUCCUUCUUCCUUUCCAACCACGCCCAUCGAGCAAAUUUUAACUCGAGCAAAAGCUGUGAACGUAUCUUCAAUAAUUACCGUUCCAGAAACAAUAGAGGAUGCUCAAAGUAUUUUUGAAUUGAAAAAUGAUUUAACGUUAUCAAGCUCACUCCGAGAUAUGAUCGAGCCAUGCGCGGGCUUGCAUCCAGUCACACCGCAGGGAGCAAUGAGUUUAAUUAGAGUGGAUCAAGCAGAUAGCAUUCUCCAGUUUAUAAAAGAUAAAUCAGCAGAGUUGGUUGGUAUUGGUGAAGUUGGCCUGGAUUUUAGUCCACGCAUUAUGAAUAAUGCUAUUGCUGGUUAUCCAGAUUUAAAAUUGGACGUUGAGGAUCUUAAAAAAGCGCAACGUAACGUCUUAGCGCGUCACAUAGAUCUAUCCCUUCAAUUUGAUCUUCCCCUUAAUGUUCACUCUCGUUCUGCAGGUCAUCAUACUUUGGAUUGUUUGCGAGAUUAUGGUGCAAGGAAAGUUGUAAUGCACGCAUUUGAUGGUCAAAUAAAAUAUGCUAACAGGGGUGUUGAAAUGGGGUUCUUUUUCUCGAUACCGCCUUCAAUAGUUCGUUCACCUCAAAAACAAAAGUUGGUAGCUGCUAUUCCCUUAUCAAAUCUAUUACUUGAAACUGACUCACCAGCCCUUGGACCUGAACAAGGCGUUGACAACGAACCAGAUAGCAUAGUAAUAAGUGCCACAGAAAUUGCUAAAAUUAAAAAUAUGGAUGUUAGUGAUGUGAUUCGACAAACUACUGAAAAUGCGUACAAAUUGUUUCCGAAAAUCAAAAAGAACUCUAUUUAA
This is a messenger RNA of Dentiscutata erythropus, 864 nucleotides long. The record is from the annotation of a GenBank genome assembly. Lineage: Eukaryota; Fungi; Glomeromycota; Glomeromycetes; Diversisporales; Gigasporaceae.